Molecule: messenger RNA, 1357 nt
Organism: Pelobates fuscus (common spadefoot toad)
Lineage: Eukaryota; Metazoa; Chordata; Amphibia; Anura; Pelobatidae
Product: mitochondrial import inner membrane translocase subunit Tim23
Exons: 7
Coding region: 120-752 (210 amino acids)
Biological process (GO): protein import into mitochondrial matrix
Cellular component (GO): mitochondrial inner membrane; TIM23 mitochondrial import inner membrane translocase complex
Molecular function (GO): transmembrane protein transporter activity
Source: RefSeq, a predicted model, not a curated record
CGGAAGCGGCCUCUCUUUACGUCCCCUUCUCAGAGCGUGGAGAGGUCAGAGCGGGGAGAGGCGACACGAGGCGGCUGUUUUCCCAUCAGUCGGCAGUGACGGCGCCGGGCCCGGGGGAGAUGGACUCCAGCAACCAUCCCGGGGCGGCCGGGGGCAGGGGGGGAUUCGGAGGCCUGUUCGGCGGAGGCUCCCCGGGAUACUCACACUCUGACCUGGCCGGUGUACCGCUAACGGGAAUGAGUCCUCUUUCACCCUACUUAAAUGUGGAUCCAAGAUAUUUAGUACAGGAUACAGAUGAAUUUAUUUUACCUACAGGUGCAAGCAAGACGCGGGGGAGGUUUGAACUAGCAUUUUUUACCAUUGGUGGCUGCUGUAUAUCAGGCGCUGCAUUUGGUGCAUUGAAUGGUUUGCGACUUGGGUUUAAAGAAACUCAGAAUAUGUCAUGGUCCAAACCCAAAAAUGUUCAGAUUUUGAACAUGGUAACAAAACAAGGAGCAUUGUGGGCCAACACAUUGGGAUCUGUAGCUUUACUGUAUAGUGCAUUUGGGGUUAUCAUAGAGAAGACCCGGGGAGCAGAAGAUGAUCUCAACACCGUAGCAGCUGGCACAAUGACUGGGAUGCUGUACAAAUCUACAGCUGGAUUGCGAGGUGUUGCUCGAGGAGGUCUUGCCGGCUUGGCUCUUGCGAGCACUUACGCACUGUAUAAUAACUGGCAGCACAUUAAAGGUUCUUCAACACGGAUGUCCUUAUAAGACCAACAUUUUGACCGGCAUAGAAAAGAAACAUUCUGUGUAUCUUUCGUAUGGACUGUAGCUUACGUUUGCUAUCCUGGACUUUUUAUCCUUGUGGUUAUUUUUUUUUUCCAUUUUUUUUAUUUGCCUCUGGAUCACUGGGAGACGGCAUUAUUCAUGAAAAGACCAUCAAACAUUUACUUAACAGAACGAGGAAAGUUCCCGGGCAGACAGCGUCUAAAGUGUGUAUUGACAGUCUCCAGCAUAAACAAGGCAAAGGCUGGAAUAUUUUGUCAUUAAUAAAAGGCAAAGGAAAUAUAUUUAAGUAUAUUUAAUGGCAGUCAAAUCUAUUUAAUAAUUUGAUGUAUUCAAUGUAAUCAAAGAACUUCUGCACUUUUUAGCUGAAUUAAAAUGAGCAAUUUCAGCUAAACUACUAUGAUUUUGUUUGUUUUAUCCCCCUCUUCGAUUUAGGUUAGAACACAAAAAUUCUAACAUUUAAGGAUAAAUAGUUAUUAACUUUGUAAUUUUCUUCCCACCCCUUGUCUGAACUAAAUUAAUAGUUUUUGCUUAAAUUGUUCAAUUUGUAAAUGUAUGAUAGUUAAAGCUAUAUACAAAUAUUAUAGAAA